AUGACUGUCUUGUUUGACAACUCCGUUGAUUUCAACGAUCAGAAAAUUAAAUCAGAAGUUAAAGUUCCAGAGGUGCUGUUGACUGAAGAAAUGAUGCCAGAUUGUCUGUCUCUUCUCUGUAAGACUGGAGACGGACUUGCCCAUGCAUAUGUGAAACUUGAUGUCAAGGAGAGAGAACUUACAAACAUAGCAUUACUAAAAUCAUUUAUUCACCUGAGGUAUGUGGAUGUAAGUAAAAACAAUCUGAAAGACAUUUCACCAUUAAGUGCACUUACUCAUAUGUUGACAUUAAAUGCUAAUGAAAAUUUGCUGACCAGUGCAAAGUUGGAAGAGAUGCCGUUUUUACAGGUCGCUACAUUUAACAAUAACAAAAUCACAACAACAGAAGGGGUCAAUCAUCCGAUGUUGGAGCACUUGUCAAUGAAUAACAACGAGAUUACCAAAGUGUCUGGUCUUGAUGAGGCCAAGUUGUCACGACUACAUACAAUAGAAUUAAGAGGGAAUAAACUCACUACUACAGAAGGCAUUUGCCUGCCCAACUUGAAGAACCUGUUCUUGGGAGCAAACAUGAUAAAGCAGUUAGAUGGUAUGGACAAAUUAACUGGUGUAACAACAGUACAUCUCCGAGAAAAUCAACUUUCUCAGCUGGAUGGUUUCUCAGAAGAAAACAAAAUGUUACAGUACAUAAACAUGAGAGGAAACAAUACAUCAGAUGUAAAAGAGAUCAAGAAGCUGGCAUGUAUCCCCAUGUUGAGAGCCCUUGUAUUGUCAGAAAAUCCUGUUGCUGAAGAAGACGACUACCGUGUUGAAGUUUUGAUUGCUUUGCGGAAACUGGAACGUCUUGAUAAAGAGGAGUAUACUGAAGAUGAAAGAAAUGAUGCUGAAGAAAUGGCGGAAGCAAGAAAAGCAGAGGAAGCUAAUGCUGAGAUGAGGGAUUUACAUGUGCAUGGACCCACACGCUAUCAUAUUAGUUUUCGCGAUGACGAGAACGAGGGCGAAAAUGGCGACGAGCAAGAAGGGGUCGGACAAUGAAGAAGAAGAUGAAGAAGAAGUGGAAUAAAACAGAAUUGUCUCCCUUUUGUGAAAAAUUGCAACACAGCAUUUUUGCUUGACAAUUUUCUUUCUGUUUAUUAACUUGAAUAUAUUUAUUUACUGUCUUUGUGAAGAAAAGAUGGUGUUCGUACAUAAAAAAAUGUGAACAGAAUAUAAUAUCAAUAAUAGUCUGUUAAAAUAUUUUUCUUUUUCCUAUAUAAUUUAAAACUGAUGCAUUUUAUUCAUGAGAGAUAAAUGAUCUCACAUCAAGCCUUAUAUCAUAAGAGGUUGUUGCUGUAAAACAAAGAAGUAUAGAUCUUUGUGUAAAAACAUGAUCACAUGCAUAUUGGUAUGUUUUUUGGACUGUCUGUGAUAUCGUAAUAUUUUUUUUUAAUGGAAAAAAAUAUAUAUUUACUGAAAAAAUAAAUUUUAACAAUGUAA
Messenger RNA from Mercenaria mercenaria, 1473 nucleotides. Its product is annotated as leucine-rich repeat-containing protein 23-like. NCBI's taxonomy places the organism in Eukaryota, Metazoa, Mollusca, Bivalvia, Venerida, Veneridae. Bases 1 to 1032 code for a protein of 343 amino acids. The record is from RefSeq and is a predicted model, not a curated record. The transcript is spliced from 9 exons. Gene Ontology annotation, molecular function: protein binding.